AAGCGUUUUGUCAGAUCGCAGCUUCACACUCAGUCAGAAAAGUUCCCAGAUAUGGGGCUCUGUUCCUGGGCAGGAGCUCAUCAUCUGCUGCCAGUCCUGGUUCUUGUGUCAGCACUACAUGUCAAAGCUGAACAGAAUCAAGCGAAGGAGAGGCACUACUACAUUGCUGCUGAGGAAAUUGACUGGAGUUACUCCGGCAAUGGCACAAACAGGUUUAAUCCCAUCUACAAAAAAGUGGUCUUUCGGGAGUAUGACAAAGACUUCCGAAAAGCUAAGCCUCAUCCAUCAUGGCUAGGCUUACUUGGACCAACGCUGCGAGCUGAGGAGGGAGAGACGAUUGUCGUCACUUUCAGAAACAGGGCCAAUGGUCCAUACAGCCUCCACUCCCAUGGCGUGAAUUAUGGGAAACAAUCUGAAGGAGCCAAUUACUUUGACAACACAUCAUUAAAAGAAAAAGAAGAUGAUCUGGUAUAUCCCAACCAGGAACACGUUUACUACUGGGAAGUUACGUCAAAAGUUUCUCCACAGCCUGAUGACCCCAACUGCCUUACCUACACGUACUUCUCCCAUAAAAAUGUAGUGGAGGAUUACAACUCUGGUCUCAUUGGAACUUUACUCAUCUGCAAGCCAGGCAGUCUUGAUGAGUCAGGGAAGCAGGUCGGUGUCCACAAGGAAUACACAUUACUUUUUGGAGUUUUUGAUGAGAAACAGAGCAUAUAUGACCCCAGAGGUUUCUCCACUGACAACCAUGUCAUGUAUACCAUUAAUGGAUACGCAGAGGGAGCCCUGCCUGAUGUCCAUUUUUGCGCUCACGCCCCUGUGAGUCUGCAUCUGGUGGGAAUGAGCUCAAACCCCGAAGUGUUUUCAGUCCACAUCAACGGGCAGGUACUGACUCAGGAGGGACACAAAGUGUCAUCAGUGGGGCUAAUCAGCGGCUCCUCAGCUACCGUCAGCUUGGUGGCGCCUUACGCGGGGCGCUGGCUGCUCUCCUCGCAAAACAUGAGGCAUAUAGAAGCCGGCCUGCACGGUUUUCUGGACAUAAAGAAGUGUGAAGAAUUUAAAGAACCCACACGAACCAUGACCAUCGCACAAAAACGACAAAGCACAGAGUGGAAAUAUUACAUAGCUGCAGAGGAAGUUGUCUGGGACUACUCCCCCAACAUGCAGGAACAUAUGGACGAAGACUUCAAACGCCAAUACUUGACGCAGUCAUCCACUCGUAUUGGUGCCAAGUACAAGAAGGCAGUGUACACGCUGUACAAAAAUGAAUCAUUUACUGAAAGAUUGGAGAAUGCGCAAAUCAAGAAUGAGCUGGGGAUCUUAGGCCCAGUGAUCAGAGCUCAAAUCAGAGAUGUUAUUAAGGUUAUUUUUAAGAACAUGGCAUCCAGGCCUUACAGUAUCUAUCCACAUGGGCUGAUGAUAGAAAAAUCUGAGGAGGGGGUCUACUACCCAAAAGGAGGAAAUCAUUCGCACAUGGUUAAACCAGGUGAAACACACACCUAUGUGUGGAAGGUGCUGGAGGAAAAUGAGCCUUUAGAUGCAGAUUCUCGCUGUCUGACACGGAUGUACCACAGUGCAGUGGACACACCUCGGGACAUUGCGUCGGGACUGAUUGGGCCAAUCCUCAUUUGUAAGAGUCAGUCCCUGAAUGUCAGAAAUGUGCAAGUGAGGGCAGACAAAGAGCAGCAAGCAGUGUUUGCCAUGUUUGAUGAGAACAAGAGUUGGUACUUGGAUGACAACAUUCGACUGUAUUCGGAUGUUUCCAAAGUCAACAAGGCUGACAGAGACUUUUAUGAUUCUAAUGUCAUGCACACUAUAAAUGGUUAUGCUUUUGAAAGUGGGCCUGUCCUGGGCUUCUGCAAUGGUGAGGUGGCAACAUGGCAUGUGUCCAGCAUCGGCGCACAGAACCACAUUCAGACAGCCACCUUCUACGGCCACCCAUUUGAGCUUAAUGGCAGGACAGAAGACUUUCUCAGCCUCUAUCCCAUGACUGGAGAGACCAUCACGAUGAACAUGGACAAUAUUGGUGUCUGGCUUUUGGCUUCCCUGAAUUCCCAUGGAACAACUAAAGGACUUCGCACCAAGUUUCAAGAUGUUGAGUGCUAUCGUGAGCUUCAAUAUGACGACGACUUUGAAAAUCCAGCUCUAAUUGUGUGGAAUCCUCCAACAUUGGAUGAGAUCAAAAAAGAGAAAGAGGAGCCAAAAACUAAAACUAAAGCAACAACAGAGGAGACAGAUCAUCUAACGGACAUUUAUGCAGAAUGGCUAAAUAUACGGUCACAGAAAACCCAGUCCAGUGCAUCAGAUGUGGAGGAGCUGGAUUUGUCUUUUCUUGAUUAUGAUGCCAUCGAUGUAGAUGGUGACAUCACUUUAAAGGAGCCAAACCAUCAAUCUUCUUCAAAACCAUACGUGCUGAACAAAACUCAAUCUUCAAACGGCAAAAAAAUGGAAGAAGUUGCUUUUCAAAACCAAAGCAUAAGUGACAUCGCAGCCUAUUCACUGAGAAACACGACUGCAGCUUUUGAUUCUUUGUCAGUUCCUCAAACAAAGAACAAAACAGUUUUCAGUGAGUAUAAAGAGUUGACAAAGAACAGCAGUUUAACUUUAAAUGCAAGUCUGUCCAAAGUUGUUUCCAACCCUGAAUCUGCUUCUUUCUCCACAAAUACUACGUUUUACAAAUCUACUGCAUCAUCAAUAUUUCAGAACGUGUCUUCUGAAACCAUAAAUGUUACUGCACCUUUACAAGCUACAGCCAAUCCUACCAUGCCAUUACAAGAUACUACAAAUGUAAUACUAGAUUUACAAGGUAAUGCCAAUUUAACCUUAACAGUAGUCACAUCAACUGGAACAUCACAAAACACUACCAAUGUAACAAAAGACUCAGAGGACAAUCACAAAUCCACUACAGAAAUACAAAAGGCUGCCAGUCUAAACGCAACAUUACCAGGCAUUACCCAUCCAACUGAAGCCUUUCUAGACCAGACCAAUACAACUUUUGAGUCACAAGACAUUACUAAUGUAACCACAGGAUCCCCUAUACAACCAACUGUAAUAACGGAAAUUAGUGACAAAAGUAAUGAUCUAACCAUGGAGAUAUGGGAUGGUCUCCAUAUGACUGUAGCACUUCCACAAAAUCAAACAUCUUUUUCAGAAAACGAAACAACAAAUACUCAGUUCCUUGAGGAUAGCUCUCCUGCAGUGGACAAAGGAGUAGUAAUAGAACCUGAGGGUCAAAUCACAAGAGGAGAUGUGUUCCUUUAUGACGUGUUUGGGACCAGCAGUACCACAAUGCAACACAACAGCACUGUACAGAAUGCAACUGUGCUUAGCAAUACAACUACUGAACAAGUAUAUGACAACAAAACAAAGCCUGUUGACGUGACAGUUGGGAUAAAACUUUGGUUUAAGGAAUUAAACAGCAACAGUUCUGCAAGUUACAACUGGACUCUUGAGUCAAUAACUAAUGCCACACAUAUCAUUAAUGAUAACUUUACAGUUACAGACCAUCAACUUCAAGAAAAUUCUUCCAAGAUUUUGACUGUUGUAACCAACACAUGCAUUAAAAAUGUGACAGAUGGUUUGCCUAAAGGUCCUCCUUCACUAAACAUCACAGUGAAUGCAUCCAGAUCUGAUCCCUCAAACACGAAUGAAUAUAAUGUCACAUCUAACGUAGAAAACUUGACCAACACCUCUUUAGAAAGUUUACCCAGUGAGGUUUCAGUUUUACUUAACCACUCAGAAAAACUGAGUUCAAACAUCUUAAGUUCUUUGUAUGACACAGAAGAGGUUUUCAUUUAUCUAAACAAAAACACUACAGAGGCAAUUAAAACCUUCUCCUUCAAUCCACAAGAUCAGAAUUGGACUUAUGAUGUAAUUCAUAAUAAAGUGCCUCAGGAGAUUCCGGACGACCUUAAGAAAUACUUUGAGAAAGAAACACUAACAACCACUCCGCCUCCAAAAAAGACCAAAAAGGUUGUUCUCAAACAAAAACCCAAGAAAGGCCAAGGAAUGAAGACCAGGAGAAAGAAGGUAUAUAAACCUCAAGAAAGAAGUGAUUUACCUUUGUCUCCUCGAGGAUUCAGUCCAGAGAUGACCCCCCGUGGGAAUCGCCCCCUGACACCACAGCCUGUGUCUAAUGACGAGGAGCUGGUUAACCAACCGAUUGUUAUUGGUGUGCCCCUGCAUGGUUUCAGUGAUUACCAGCUAUAUAUUCCUGGAAAGGAACCAGAUCAUCUGGAGAUCAAUAAACAAGAUGUGACGGCAAAUGAAUAUGAAUAUGUGAUGUUCAAAGAUCCCUACAGUGAUCACAAAGAUAUUAUGAACAUGAACCUGGAUGAGACCACCAAAUAUUACUUAGAGUUAUCAGGCCCAAAUACCAAGACCUACUUCAUUGCUGCAGAGGAAGUAGAAUGGGACUAUGCUGGCUACGGGCAGAGGAGACCAGAAAAAAACCAACUGUACGGCCCAGAAACAAAAUUUACCAAGGUUAUUUUCCGUGGUUACCUGGAUAGUGACUUUAGCACUCCUGAUAUCCGUGGGGAGCUUGAUGAGCAUCUUGGUAUCCUGGGACCUGUCAUCAAAGCAGAGGUUGGACAAACCAUUAUGGUAGUUUUCAGAAACCGUGCCAACCGCCCCUACUCCAUACAUCCAAAUGGAGUUUCCUAUACAAAGCAGACAGAGGGCAUGUCUUAUGAGGACGGCUCCAAGAACUGGUAUAAGUAUGACAACGAGGUUCUACCUAAUACAACCUUUACUUAUAUAUGGAAGGCCAGUACUGAUGCUGGACCAGGACCAGAAGACUCUAAUUGCCGGACCUGGGCUUACUACUCUGGAGUUAAUCCUGAAAAAGAUAUCCACUCUGGCUUGAUUGGACCUUUACUGGUGUGUCGAGAAGGUACAUUGGACAAACAAGAAGACUCAAGGGAGUUCACUUUGCUCUUCAUGACAUUUGACGAGUCCCAGAGCUGGUACUACAACCAGAACUUUGAGCUGUUGCAAAGGAAGAGCCGAAGGAGAUUUCUGGAUGCCAGCCUUAAGGAAAACCUCAAAUUUCAUUCCAUAAAUGGAAUAAUAUUCAACCUGAAGGGACUGAGGAUGUACACAGACCAGCUCGUGUACUGGCACCUUCUAAACAUGGGUUCUUCCAAAGACUUUCAGAGUGUUCACUUUCAUGGACAGACUUUCAUUACCAAGAAGACCAAGAGCUACAGACAGGCUGUCUAUCCACUAUUGCCUGGGAGCUUUGCAACCCUGGAGAUGUACCCAUCUAAACCUGGUCUGUGGCAGCUGGAGACAGAAAUUGGUUUAAUCCAGCAGAAGGGCAUGCAGACCCUCUUUCUAGUUCUGGAUAAUGACUGCUACCAUCCGCUGGGCCUUGAGUCAGGCAGUGUAAAAGACAACCAGAUUACAGCGAUCCAUACAAGAGGGUACUGGAAGCCUCAUCUUGCCAGAUUGAACAAUAAUGGCAGAUACAAUGCGUGGAGCACAGAGAACAACAGCAGCUGGAUUCAGGUGGACUUCCAGAGGCCAGUUGUAAUCAGUCAGGUGGCAAUUCAGGGUGCCAAACAGCUCUUCCAAUCCCAGUAUGUGACAAAAUACUCUAUCUCAUACAGCAAUGACAACCACAAAUGGAGCUACUACAAAGGCGACAGCAAAUAUUUCUGGAAGGAAUUCCCUGGUAACCAGGAGGCUUAUGAGACAAAGACGAACACAUUUUCUCCUCCUGUGUUUGGACGAUUCAUCAGGCUCCACCCCAUUGAGUGGUACAAAUCUGCCACAGUCCGCAUGGAGUUCUAUGGAUGUGAGCUUGAUGGCUGCUCAGUACCUCUGGGGAUGGAGAGUGGCAAGAUACAGGACCACAGCAUCUCCGCCAGCUCGACAGCCUCCAGCUGGUACGGUGGCUCCUGGAGUCCAUUCCUUGCAAGGCUUAACAAACAGGGUGCUAUCAAUGCAUGGAGAGCAAAGAAUAACAACAUGAACCAGUGGCUGCAGGUGGAGCUGCCAAAAGUAAAGAAGAUCACCGGUAUUAUAACUCAGGGAGCCUUGUCUCUAGGGAAGGAGAUGUAUGUUACCAGUUACACCAUCCAGUACAGUGACAAUGGUGUCCACUGGACACACUACACAGGUAACGAGGAAUUUCCUGCCAAGAAAUUCUCUGGAAACACAAACAACAGUGACCACGUGAGGAACUACAUUUACCCUCCCAUUUUUUCCCGCUACAUCCGAAUUGUUCCAGAAAGAUGGAUUGGUUCGAUCACUAUGAGAAUAGAGCUGCUGGGCUGUGACUUUGAGUGACAGGUUGUUGGGGUUUUCUAUGAUAAUUGUGCAUAAAUAAAGUUGUCCAAAUUUU
Oryzias latipes (Japanese medaka) is the source of this 6349-nucleotide messenger RNA. It is a transcript of the gene f5, whose product is annotated as coagulation factor V. NCBI's taxonomy places the organism in Eukaryota, Metazoa, Chordata, Actinopteri, Beloniformes, Adrianichthyidae. Gene Ontology annotation, cellular component: plasma membrane. Gene Ontology annotation, molecular function: signaling receptor activity; copper ion binding; oxidoreductase activity. The record is from RefSeq and is a predicted model, not a curated record.